Molecule: messenger RNA, 2854 nt
Organism: Hypomesus transpacificus
Lineage: Eukaryota; Metazoa; Chordata; Actinopteri; Osmeriformes; Osmeridae
Product: double-stranded RNA-specific editase B2-like
Exons: 10
Coding region: 1-2277 (758 amino acids)
Biological process (GO): adenosine to inosine editing; RNA processing
Cellular component (GO): cytoplasm; nucleolus
Molecular function (GO): tRNA-specific adenosine deaminase activity; double-stranded RNA binding; double-stranded RNA adenosine deaminase activity
Source: RefSeq, a predicted model, not a curated record
AUGUCUGUGGACCUUCAAAACAGUAGCCGACCUGAGAAAACUUCAGACUGUGGUCAAAAGAGCAAGUUCAAAAGGAGACGAAGGAGAAGGUGUAUUAGGAAAGAACGCGUCAGCAUGGUAUCAUCCUUUGUAGAUCUGAAGAGGGAAAGUGAACCUUGGAGACCAUCAACAGAAGAUGGGGACAAUUCAAGUACCAGCAGCUUGGAGGUUAAGGAAAAUCGGGAUAGCAGAAACCACACUGAGCGUUCCAUACCAUCAAAACAAACAACAACCAUGCAAAAAGGCUUCCAGAGAGGCAGGACAAGAGGUCUGAAAAGAAAGCAGCCAUUGGUGGAGGGCAAAGACAGGCACCUCUACCAACUCCAUCUGACUUCUAAGCGAACACCCUGGUCGGUUAGUCAGAAGAACGCCCUGGUGCAGCUAAAUGAGCUUCAACCAGGUCUUCAGUAUGAGAUAGUAUCCCAAACAGGACCAGUACAUGCACCUGUGUUCGCCAUAAGUGUUGAGGUCAAUAGCCUCAGGUUUGAGGGGCGAGGACCAACCAAAAAGCAGGCUAAGAUGAGGGCGGCAGAGCUGGCCCUUCGCUCCUUCAUUCAGUUCCCCAAUGCCACCCAGGCUCACGUGACCAUGGGCAACCUCACCAACACCACUUCAGACUUCACCUCCGACCUUGCGGACGUUGCCAGUACCCUUUUCCAGGAGUUUGAUCCAUCCACACCAAAGGACUAUUGCACGACAGGUGUAAAAGAAUCAAUUUCUCCAGUGUAUGACCAUGGAAGAUUAAUGUGCCUCUCUCUGGAUUUAAUGGCCUCAGCGGACCCUAAAAGGCAAAGCAUUGGCUCUACCAUCUUUGAGCAACUGAGUCCAGUGGCUAUAUUAAAUGACCUGCAUCCAGGGUUGAGGUAUGUCUGCCUUACAGAGAGAGUGCAGGGAAGGCCUAUUAGGAGUUUUGUUAUGGCUUUGAGAGUGAGGGGGAGGGUGUUCGAAGGAUGUGGGCGCAGUAAGAAGCAGGCCAGGGCCCAGGCAGCAGAAGCAGCCUUGCAACAGCUGUUUAAUGUCAGCUUGGGGCGGGGCAGAAACUCCUUCGAUCUGGCUGCCUAUGGGACCAAGAGCAGUCAGCUACCUCAGUGCUUUGCAGAGCAAGUAUUCCACAUGGUGAGAGACAAAUACUAUGAGCUGUCUGACAGGUGCUCCUCAACCUCGCACGCCCGCCACAAAGUUCUGGCAGGAAUCGUGAUGACUAGAGGUUUUGAUUGGAGACAAGCCCAAGUUGUGGCCUUGGGGACAGGGACUAAAUGUUUAAGAAGCGGGAACAGCAGUGACCAGGGACUGGCUGUCUGGGAUGCCCACGCUGAGGUCAUUACCCGGCGAGCCUUUGUUCGCUUCCUCUACUCUCAACUGGAACUUCUCCUGGGUGAAAGGCGAGACGACACAGAGGCGUCCGUCUUUGUCCGAGGCCCUGGCCCUGGUCCCGGGUACCGCCUGAGAGACGGCGUCCUCUUCCACAUGUACGUCAGCUCAUCCCCCUGUGGAGACGCUCGCCUCAACUGCCCCUACGAGCUCACGGCUACCCAACCCAGCAGCCACCGAUUGGUAAGGAACUUCCACUGCCAUCUCAGGAUGAAGAUGGAGCCGGGCGAGGGGACACUUCCUGUUAGUGUGAGGCGGUCCAAUCAGACAUGGGACAAAGCACUGGGGGACCAAACUCUUGUUACCAUGUCCUGCACGGACAAAAUGGCCAGGUGGAACGUUCUAGGUCUUCAGGGUUCCCUCCUGUCUCACUUUGUGGAGCCGGUGUACCUCCACAGCCUGACGGUGGGCAGUCUGUGUCACACUGGUCACCUGGGCAGGGCCAUAGGGCGGCGGCUCGGCCAUGUCACCCACCUGCCUUGCCCCUACAGACGUACCCAACUGCUCCUGGGCUGCCUCAGUAGCAGUGAGGGCCGCCAGCCAGGGAAGGCCCUGCCUUCCAGUAUGAACUGGAGCUGGGGUGAUGGAGAGCUGGAGGUGGUCAGCAGCUCCACAGGAAGGAAGGACGUUUCAGGUGUGCCGUCUCGGCUCUGUAAGCACUCCCUCUUCACCCGGUGGCAUAGACUACAUUACAAGCUGAAGAAAGGAGAGUUUGAUGUGGAGACCAAGACGUACUUGGGAGUCAAGAUGGCCGCUAAGACUUAUCAGAGAGCCAGGCAGAAGUUUGUCCUCUCUCUGCAGGACUCAGGGCUAGGAACCUGGGUGAGGAAACCACCAGCCCACGAGGACUUCCAGAUCAGUGUGUGAGUGUCCAGACCCCAUAGUGAUGGAGUGUAGGUCCAUGUUUGUCGGGGUGACUGUGUGUGUGAUCAAGAAAGGGCGAGGAGAGAAAGGGACUUUAGAACGUGUUCAUGUUUGUUGAGUUUGUGUGUCCACAAUAAGAUGAGUAUAUGGCUGUCCCUUCUUUCCAAACUAACAAAAGACCCCAAAGAUGAUCCUGUCUUACAUCUUACCCACAUGUAGUAGUCAUUCAGUCGCACCUGUUGAGUUGUUGACGCAGAUGAGAACACAGGAAAGUAUUAGUCUAGUUAUCUGUGAGAGAAGAGAACUUGGUUUUAGUCAGGUGUGCAAUGUUCAAAUCUGCUGAUUCACACACACUUUAUGAUGAGUCACUAUGAAUCAGCGGGACUGAAGUAAAAGCUUUUAGUGCUCUCAACUCUCUCUCACUGAAACAGCACUGCUACUUCAUUGUCUGCGUUCAUGGCUGAAAUUCAGCAGUAAAGCACAUGAUUAAAUCAUAUCUAUGUUUCUUUUCUACAAGUUAAAUGCCACAUUGUUUGUGACUUCCCUUUUUGUGUUUCUUUUAAGUGCUUUAACAUGUCAC